CCUGCGCGCCCCUCGGCGCCCAGCGGCGGAAGGUCGGGGGAGAAAGUGGAUUGCUGGAACCAAGUUGAGAAAAUAAGAGGGGCGCCCUUGGAAGGAAAGCUGCGGGCAGCACGCGGGGCCCCCGCCGCUUUCUCGACCCUGAUUCCGGGAAGGCUGGGCUGGGCUCAGGAGUCUCCCCUGCCUUCCCCGCUUUCAGCCUGCCAGGGCACUGGGCACCUAGGCUCUGGAGAUGUUAGCCGAGAGUACUCCCCAGGUUACAAGAGGCGCAGGACCGUGGAGGAUUUCAACAAAUUCUGCACCUUUGUCUUGGCCUAUGCCGGCUACAUCCCUUAUCCGAAGGAGGAGCUCCCUUUGAGGGGCAGCCCCAGCCCUGCCAACAGCACCGCUGGUACCAUUGACAGCGACAGCUGGGACACUGGUUUCACUGACAUCUCGUCCGCGGUGCCCUUGCCAGUCUCUGACCACUGCUUUGGCCACCUGCAGCCCACCCUUCUGCAGCGAGCCAAGCCCAGCAACUUCCUGCUGGACAGAAAGAAGACCGACAAGUUGAAGAAGAAGAAGAAGAGGAAGCGAAGGGACAGUGACGUCCCCGUGAAGGAGGGUUACAUGGGCAGCUUGCUGAAGCUGGAAACCGCUGAUCCAUAUGUAGGGACCCCCACGAGUCCUCCCCUGCAGGAUAUCCCCCAGGCCCCCGGCGACCCCUGCUCGGGCUGGGACUCCGACACUCCUUCCAGUGGAUCUUGUGCCACGGUGUCACCAGAUCAGGUCAAAGAAAUAAAAACUGAAGGCAAACGGACUAUCGUCCGGCAAGGAAAGCAGGUGGUGUUCCGGGAUGAGGACAGCACCGGCAACGACGAGGACAUAAUGGUGGAUUCAGAUGAUGACUCCUGGGACCUCGUCACCUGCUUCUGCAUGAAGCCAUUUGCUGGCCGCCCCAUGAUAGAGUGUAAUGAAUGCCAUACCUGGAUUCACCUGUCUUGUGCGAAAAUCCGGAAAUCCAAUGUUCCGGAAGUGUUUGUCUGCCAAAAGUGCCGGGACUCCAAAUUCGACAUCCGCCGUUCCAACCGUUCCCGAAUGGGCUCCCGGAAGCUGUUUCUGGACUGACUGCUAGUGAGCGAGGAGACCGUGGACGAGGAAUCGGAAGGGACGAUUGGGCUUAUUGGCCUCUCUUAUUAGUUGAGCACAGAACUCUCAGCUCUGGUGCAGGCAGACCCCUGCCAUUCAGGUGCCUAAGCAAAAGGACAGGCUGUCCGAGGUAUAAACUGUUCAUAGCCUGUGACUGAAUAAAAUCCUUGUUGGCCAAAGCUGCUGCCAGAGCUGUGUUCCCUGCAGUGGAGGUGGACUAAACACCCAAGUACAGUGGCUUUGGUUUAGCUGAAAAUGAGGGUACGUGGUGGUUGUGAAUUCUUGCUGUCGUUGUUAACAAACUCCCGCUGAUUGGCACAAGUGCUAGCUGUUAUUCCCGCUUCCGCCGUGUUGGGGAGUGAUGUUCCGUUUCCCCGGCCUGUUAACGAACAGCCAUAUGUGCAAGCUUUUUCUCGAGUGUAAGUCUCCUACCAUAAGUGUCUGUACAGCAGCCCAUAAGGCUGCCCCUCCUUUAGUGGUCGCCCUCUCCCCUGCCUUGUUACUGCUCUGUCCCCGGCGCUGCCCGCUGGAGUCCUCUGGCCUCACUCUUGAGAGGAGCCUGGGGGCAGGGGGUGAGCUAGUGAUCCCUAAGUUUUCUUCUGUUUGUUAAAAGGGACUAUGUGUGGCUCCUGUGUGGAAAGGGGGUUGGUUGGGGGGUCGAGGUGGCCCGUGUUCAUAACUCAGUUUCCUGUUUUGCACGAUGUAAAAAAAAACCCUGUCUUUUUUGCACGAUAUAGCCAAAAGUCUUGGCAGAUUUCUGCCUGGGUGCCCUUUCCAGUUGGCAUAUGGGGCCCUGGGGUGCCCAUGCAAGCUGUUUUCAAGCGAGGGGGCACUUUGGUUCCCUCCUCGUCCCUUCCCCUCACUUUAUUCCAGUAGCAACAUAAAGGUUAGGCAAUCCCUGGGGAAUGGCGUUCCUCUUUGUAAUGGGGAAAAGAAAGAUGGGGAGGAAGGCGUUUCCCAUGAUUCUUUGUUUCCCCUCCUGCUUUCACGGGCCAACGCUAGGACUUGAAGCCUUUUUUUGGUUUGAGUUAGUGAGUGAGAGAGAUGGUAACGGUCUCCAGGUAUAUACCAUUGAACUGUGCGGAGUUCCUUAGAUCUGGACUGGAAGACCCUGUUCGGGGCCAAGUCUGAAGAAGCCAGGGAGUUUGCACCUAAAGCCCUGGAAGGGCUUUGCUCCAGGGCAGUGCACUCAGGGACACUGGUGGUUCUGGGGCCCGGAGGUGGCAAGGACUUCAGCUUUGUCUGAAAUUGAUGUUGCUUCUUAGCAGUCCAAAUACUUGUUCUCAAAAAUGUUAUUUUUUGUAAAUCGAUGGGUGUGUUUUCAUAACCAUUGUUUCUUGUAAAGCAUGAAAAGGGAAGAAUGCCCAAGUUUGUCCUUGUUUACAGCAGGUUGGACCCCCAGUCUCCCUGAGGGGGCUUCUCCAUGUGGCCCCUUCAUGUAGGGCCCCCAGGUGGCUCCCCUCCACAUUCUCUCACCGAAGCACCAAGGGUUUGAACCGUAAUUGGCUAAUCAGAGCCCAUAUUUUGUCCUGGUGUCAUUUAUGCUUGACCAGCCAACUGCCUUUUUUUUUUUUUUUUUUUGGUUUUUAAUUGUUCCUUUUAACACAAAAAUAGAAAUAGUUUCUGAAACCCAGUUUAUUGUGAAGAUUCCCAAGAGAGACGUUCUGCUGUAGAAAGAAAUAGUAAGAAGCUGGCUUAGAAACAACUUUACCCCCAGACAGCUGUCUGGCUCUGACUUAGGGCAAACGUGCAGGAAAAGUUGUUGAGGAAUUUGCCAAAGAUCUGCCCCAGGACAUUGUCUAGUGUCUUCACGAGAAUAGCCAAAGUUCCAAGUGUUUUUCUUGGUUUUUCUUUUUCCCCCCCCACAAAGUUUUACAAGUGCAUUUAAGAAUACGUGUGGUUUUAGGGUAGAAGUGCCGAUGCUGGCGGAUUGCUAUAUUGCUCUUAGAAGGUUCAAUGCCUGGUGACUCCUGGAAGGCUUUUGAUAGUCAUCUCGAUUUCUGUUUCUUCAUUUCCUUUUUGUUCUUUUAACAGGUCUAUCCCUGUGGGUGGUGUCUAAGAAGUCAAGACACCUUGGUUUUUGUGUUGAUUGAGCUGGGCAGCUGCAAUCAGCUUUAUGCAAAUUAGGCAUGGCCCAUCUAGGGGCUCCUGGUUGGUGGCUAAUGAAGUGAGGGGAGGGAAAGAUGUCACCCCAAAAGUAGGCCCCUCCCAUUGGCUUUGGCCAGGCCAGACACUUAACAUCGUUUACAUGGUUCUGUGUAAUUAUAAAGUUUAUGUGUAUAAAGCGAAGCUGUUUCUGUGAAACUGUAUAUUUUGUAAAUAAAGAUAUUGCUACUUUGAAGUUCAA
Pteropus alecto (black flying fox) is the source of this 3472-nucleotide messenger RNA. It is a transcript of the gene PHF13, whose product is annotated as PHD finger protein 13. The transcript is spliced from 4 exons. The annotation marks the transcript as partial. Gene Ontology annotation, molecular function: chromatin binding. Gene Ontology annotation, biological process: mitotic chromosome condensation. The record is from RefSeq and is a predicted model, not a curated record. Lineage: Eukaryota; Metazoa; Chordata; Mammalia; Chiroptera; Pteropodidae.